Molecule: messenger RNA, 789 nt
Organism: Hyposmocoma kahamanoa
Lineage: Eukaryota; Metazoa; Arthropoda; Insecta; Lepidoptera; Cosmopterigidae
Gene: fbp
Product: fructose-1,6-bisphosphatase 1-like
Exons: 4
Coding region: 37-774 (245 amino acids)
Biological process (GO): gluconeogenesis; fructose 1,6-bisphosphate metabolic process; fructose 6-phosphate metabolic process
Cellular component (GO): cytoplasm; cytosol
Molecular function (GO): fructose 1,6-bisphosphate 1-phosphatase activity
Source: RefSeq, a predicted model, not a curated record
CGUCAGUCGUCCGCGCUUGCUGUAUAUUCAUUCAAAAUGUCCCAACAAGGCCCCGCAUUCGACGUGAACGCUAUGACCCUGACCCGAUGGGUGCUGGCCCAGCAGCGAACGGCCCCAACAGCCACUGGAGACCUCACACAGCUGCUUAACUCCAUACAAACUGCUGUAAAAGCUAUACAGUCCGCUGUGAGAAAAGCCGGCAUCGCUAAACUCCACGGCAUAUCCGGCGAAACGAACGUGCAAGGCGAGCAAGUGAAGAAGUUGGACGUGUUGUCCAACGACUUGUUCAUUAAUAUGCUCAAGUCUUCCUUCACCACCUGUCUCCUGGUAUCCGAAGAGAACCCUACCGUCAUACAGGUGGAAAAAGAAAAAAGCGGCAAGUACGUGGUCUGCUUCGAUCCUCUUGACGGCUCUUCAAACAUCGACUGCCUCGUCUCAGUAGGCUCUAUCUUCUCUAUUUACAAAAAAUCUUCCGCUGGUGAACCAAAUGAAUCCGAUGCGUUAAAACCAGGUAACGAACUGGUAGCCGCUGGUUACGCCCUGUACGGCUCCGCUACCAUGAUGGUCCUGUCCAUUGGCAAAGGGAAAGGGGUCAACGGUUUUAUGUACGACCCCAGCAUAGGAGAGUUCAUACUGACUGACCCCAAUAUGAGGAUACCUGAGAAGGGGAAAAUAUACUCUAUCAAUGAAGGUAAGUUGAUAAUUAUUUUGGAUUUGUUAUACUGGCAUUGGUUAUUGGCAAACUUGUAUUGCUCUAUUCAGUUGAAAGUUUAAAAACGGACUUGGAAC